This is a messenger RNA of Pyrus x bretschneideri (Chinese white pear), 3964 nucleotides long. Its product is annotated as F-box/FBD/LRR-repeat protein At4g26340. Gene Ontology annotation, molecular function: protein binding. NCBI's taxonomy places the organism in Eukaryota, Viridiplantae, Streptophyta, Magnoliopsida, Rosales, Rosaceae. The record is from RefSeq and is a predicted model, not a curated record.
AUAUUCCGACGUCUGGUUGUUUCCCAUGUUUCAAAGUCCUCCAUGUUACAUUUCAGUAUCCUCAAAAUCACUCAGUGGAAGUCGCCCCUGUACUUGAAGAUUUGAACUUUGACUGAGAUCUUGGAGAAGUAUUUAGCUUUGACAUCUCUGCACAUGAACUGAAGUGGAUAAGAAUAAGUUUUUAGAACUCCAUUUGGUCUUUCAAGCUACAAAGCUUCAAAAAUUUCAUCUCAAUGAGGACCUUUUGUCAAAAUAUAUCCUGGAGGAUACAAAACCCCUAGUCAAAGCCAAGAUUUUUGUCAAUUGGAGGUACCAAGACGAUGAACAAUAUGCAUUUUGUAACCGUAUGCAUAAGCUUCUGGCCGGAAUUUCCACUGCCAAAUAUCUGUAUUUUUAGGGUCAUAUUUUUAAGGUAAGCAUAUCCUAACUUGUUCUGUGCAUGACAUAUUGUCAUUAUGUAUGAUAGAUUGAAAGAAACUCACUACUAUGGUUUUGGUAUGGAAAGGAAAUAAUAAAGAUGCUUAAUGCCACCUGCAUGAAAAGAUUUUCGCUUGCAUUAUGGCAGGUACCAAACAUAGCUUUAUAACUGAAGUCGUUUUCCCCUUUUGGCAACUAUGAUUCCAAAUAGUAUAUUAUGCAUGACCAAAUGUUUCAUAUUCACACGAAUUUCUGUUUGAUUAAUGCUUUAUAUUUCACGAAGGAGUUUUGUUUACUUGAGAAAAUUGAUACUGCUUGCUCCUGUCUGCUGCUUCUGGUUGAAACACCUAAUAGAGUCGGUCAAGAGUACACCUGGUCUAGAAUGUCUUGUCUUAGAAAAUGAGUAUUAUAAUCAGCCCACAUCCAAUGAAGAAUGCUUAGGCGUAAUGCUUGAAGAAAUCUGAUAUAUAUAUCUUCGGAUAUAUAUCCGUACAGCUUAAUUGGAGUGCAUCAGAAUUUCUACCUUCUUGUUUGUUAUCACAGCUCAAAACUGUCGCUAUAAGGGCAGUCAAGGCACGAGUAGAUGAGAUUGAAGUAGCAAAGUAUUUGCUUAAGAAUGGUGAAGUCUUGAAGAAGAUGACUUUUCAUGCUCCUGAAUUUGGAUUAACAAAGAGAAGGUAUACAAGCAAAUUUUAAUGUUUUGAAAGGGGUUCGAAGACGUGUCAAGUUGAAUUUAUCAAAGUGACACUGUUGGCUUUAUAAGGGUUUUUAUCUAGGAAUUUAAUUUUAGCUUUGUUGAUGUUUGAAAUGGAAACAAUGGAUGCUUCGUUGAAGAUGAUCUUUUAGCAUGAGUCUGUUAUCAAGGGUGAACAUAAAUAUGCAGUCUCUUUGUUUUUCAUUGCAUAAAUUCUUCAUAUACUGUAGAAUUAAAAUUGCUUAGGACUUGGAGAGGGGUCAUGUGUGAAUCUCAGGCUCUAUGCAAUGUUUAAGGUGAAGAAUUUGGUCCUGUUGGUCUGGUGUAGUGCAAAGUGGCUCACUUUAUGGAUGCACAUGAUUUUCUGAAUUUUAUUAUUUCAGUAUGAAUAGGAUUGCUUACUUUCUUCCUGCUAAUGUGCAAAAAAACCAUAGAGGGGCUCAAUAAACAAGGAAAAUUUACAUCUAUAGAAUAUUUCUAACAAAAAUGGACAACUUAUGAAUUCUAAUAAAUACAAAAUAGAACUGAGUGGACGGAAAACUAAAGUGUUCCGGGUAUAUAUAGAUCUUUAUUGACUCCUCAGCCCCCUCAAACUUUCCGCCGGACAAAACUGAAAACCUUAAGAUCAAAAUUUUGAUCCCCAAUUGGCACCUCGUUAAGACAACGAAUCGAAGGUCUUACAAGCCUCUACAAGAGCAAAGGUGAGCAAUAAUCGCAACCCUUAGCCUUAUUUUGAAACCCCUUUCCUUUUCCCGUGUGGUUUGUCAAAAUGAAAUAUACGUUUGGAAUGUAAUCUUUUUAUUUCAAUUAUCAGCUGAAAAGAAUCACUGAUUGCGAGAAAUCCAAGGGUAACAGGCAUAUCAUCUUAUAUAUAAGAUUCCAACUAGGAAAGAGCUUCUUCAUCCCAAAUUACUGCAUCCGAACAAUUCAAAUUUCAUUGCAUGUUUUGCAAACUCUCAUCCAAUUUUUGCAUGUUUUAGGUACGUGGUGGUGCAAAGGGGAAGGGCCAUUUCCACCAUAACUUCCCCCUUGUCAUUACUCAUUAUGUUGUUUAUAAUUUGUUUUAGUACCAAGUCAAAUGUGUGUUCUGUUUUGUGCUUCACUCUCAUACUUCAGAGCGGUGACAACCAAUUCAUAUUUUCCCCGGGCCAUCACAGCAGCUCAGCUCUUACAAGGGUACAAAUGAGUUCGAGGCCAAUGCAUCAAGGAGUUAGUGAUAGGAUAAGUGAAUUACCAAAUGAUGUUCUUUGUCGUACACUUUCGUUUCUUCCAACGAAGUAUGCUGUGAGGACCACUGUUUUGUCGAAGAAAUGGAAGAACAUAUGGACUUCCGUACCCAAUCUAUACUUUUGUGAUAAUGACUACCCUGAUGUUAAUGCCUUUAUGGCAUUUGUGGAUCGUGUACUUGACUCUCAUGACUUAUCACGCAUCCAAAAAUUCUGUCUUCAUUCUUCCUGCUUUGACGUCGAACCGUCUAUUCUUAAUCGUUGGAUAUGCACUGCAAUUAGACACAAUGUUCGUGAACUUGAUCUUUUUGUUCACUCAGAUGCAGAAGAUUAUUUUGAAUUGCCUCAGACCCUUUUCACGAGCAAAAACCUAGAAGUUUUGAAGCUGCAAUUGAAUUUUAUUGCCAAUCCUCCUGCCUCAAAGUGUUUCCCAAGUCUCAAGUCCCUCUGUGUUGUAAUUCAGCAUCCUGAAGGUAUCUCAGUGAAGAUGUUUUUUUCUUACCUCCCUGUACUUGAAGAUUUGGAAAUACAGGGAUACCUUGAAUAUUAUGAUGUGGAUGUCAACGUCUCAGCACCAGAACUGAGGAAAUUAGUAAUAAAUUUAGCGUAUGGAAAUGCUUAUGGUGGCAAUGAUCAUAAAUUAUGUGUUAAUGCUCCAAAACUUGAAUUCCUUGACGUCAAGCUGGAUAGCUUGUCAAAGUUUUUAUUGUUAAUCAAUGCAAAUUCCGCCGUCAAGGCAAAUGUUGACCUCCUGUACGAAGAACUGUCCAAUGGUGAAUCUGCAGAUGUGGAAUAUAGUCUCCAGUAUAAAAUGCAGGCUGAUCGUGCCAUUGAUAUUCUGAAAAAUAUCUCCAAUGUGAAGUACCUGUCUCCUUCAAUUCGUAAUUUGGAGGGUGAUUUGCCUGCUUUUGACAAUUUGAACCAAUUGAACCUGGUUUUUUAUGAUUGCGGUUACUGGGGAUUUCUAAUAAAGUUCAGUAAAUCACCUGACCUACAACAUCUCGUCUUUGAACACAAGGAUUGUAGCAUAUGCAAUGAAGUAGACUUCCGGCAAGUACUUAAUCCACCAAAGUUUGCGCCGCUUUCUCUGAUGGUGCACCUCAAAACAAUCACUGUAAACGGAUUCAAGGGAAGGCGGGAAGAGGUGCAAGUGGUAAAGUAUUUGUUAGAGAACCGGACCUGUCUACAGAAGAUGAUCAUUUCUAUUAAAGCGAUUCCAGGUCAUCUAUUUGACAACUUAUACAGGGAAGUUUUACAGUUUCCAAAGGUGUUCGAUUGUCAAGUUGAAAUGCGAUUGUGGGUUUCAGAACUGAAUUAUUAUCCAGUGUGUUUCUAGGAUUCGGGAAAGAAAAAACAAUCCUCUUUCGUUUUAGAAGGUGAUCGGGCGUUUGCGGUUUGUUUUUCUGUGCUAUAUUUUCUUGUAUCAACUUUCGAUAGGUUCUUCAGACUCUCUGGGAAUUCGACUGUGGACUUGCCUACGGUGAUGAUGAUGAUAGAAGGGGCAAUAUAUAAUACUGUUUUGCAGACGUUGCCAUUUUCUUGAACAGUUGUUAAUCUUGCAUCUUUGUAAUGCCGUUUUUCUCCAUUGUUAACAUCCAAGGAUAAAGGGACAAUAUUUUUACACUCA